Molecule: messenger RNA, 1314 nt
Organism: Agrilus planipennis (emerald ash borer)
Lineage: Eukaryota; Metazoa; Arthropoda; Insecta; Coleoptera; Buprestidae
Product: gonadotropin-releasing hormone II receptor-like
Exons: 7
Coding region: 1-1314 (437 amino acids)
Biological process (GO): G protein-coupled receptor signaling pathway
Cellular component (GO): membrane
Molecular function (GO): G protein-coupled receptor activity; peptide binding
Source: RefSeq, a predicted model, not a curated record
AUGGAUGUAUUAUGUCCACUACCACACAAUUGUUCUUCUAAUGUUAGUGUGAAUGGUUCAGGGAUUUUUGAUGAUAAUGAUACGUUUCCUGAGCGUUUAAAAUUCAACGCCGCGUCUUUGACGGGGAUCCUUGUGUACAGUGUUUUGUUUGUAAUAGCAGCUGUCGGAAAUUUGAGUGUUUUUAUAAGUUUAUUGAGAACCAGACAUCGGAAGUCGCGAAUCAGUUUGAUGAUACGACACUUAGCUCUUGCAGAUCUGAUUGUGACAUUUAUUAUGAUACCUCUCGAGAUUGGGUGGCGAGUGACAGUACAAUGGGUCGCUGGUAAUUUGGCCUGCAAAAUCCUACUGUAUCUAAGAGCUUUCGGACUUUAUCUAAGCAGCAACGUGUUGAUAUGUGUUUCAUUGGAUCGAUAUUUUGCAGUUCUACAUCCCCUAAAAGUGACCGACGCUCGAAGACGGGGGAAAUACAUGCUGACUUGUGCCUGGACCAUGUCACUCAUUUAUUCAAUUCCGCAGAGUUUUGUGUUUCACGUUUCGUCCCAUCCGAAAUUUCCACGUUUCCAGCAGUGCGUGACGUUUGGAUUUUUCAAGUCUCCCGCCCAAGAAAUCGCAUACAAUUUAUUCUGUGUCACAGCCAUGUAUUUCGUGCCCCUUUUCGUUAUCAUUAUAGUUUAUACAGCGAUCACAUGCGAAAUAACGAGUAAAACAAAAGAUAUAAAAGAGAAUUUAAUACGAAAACCAAACUUAACACGAAGGUCGGAUAUGACCAACAUUGAAAGAGCAAGGAGUAAAACGUUGAGGCUAACGGUUAUCAUAGUCAUAGUAUUUGUAUGCUGCUGGACGCCAUACGUUUUCAUGACAGUUUGGUACAUGACUGAUCGAAAAACGGCUGAAAAGGUGCCAAGUUGGCUUCAAGAUGCCUUGUUUAUGAUGGCUGUCUCAAACAGCUGCGUAAAUCCCAUAGUUUACGGCAGUUACGCAGUAAAUUUUCGCAAGGAAAUCAGGCUGUGGUUGUAUUCCUUCAGGAAGCGUUCGUUGUUCCGACGGAGCAUCCCCCAAAAUGGAGGUAGUGUCGAAUUCACUCCUGAUGGGAGCACCUACCAACUAAAAACCCUCCUCGAGUUGGUAGAUCAACCUGGCGGUUGUGACUACCGGGAGAAGAUGGGAAACGGGAAAUCUUCUAAAGGCAUCCCCCAAAAUGGAGGUAGUGUCGAAUUCACUCCUGAUGGGAGCACCUACCAACUAAAAACCCUCCUCGAGUUGGUAGAUCAACCUGGCGGUUGUGACUACCGGGAGAAGAUGGGAAACGUAUGA